Molecule: messenger RNA, 1364 nt
Organism: Copidosoma floridanum
Lineage: Eukaryota; Metazoa; Arthropoda; Insecta; Hymenoptera; Encyrtidae
Product: 4-vinylanisole receptor
Biological process (GO): detection of chemical stimulus involved in sensory perception of smell; sensory perception of smell
Cellular component (GO): plasma membrane
Molecular function (GO): odorant binding; olfactory receptor activity
Source: RefSeq, a predicted model, not a curated record
AUGGAUGGAGGCAAAAAGAAUAAGGGAAUAGAGAGAAAAAGAGUAAAACUCGAUGAUAGCACAAGAGCUUUUCAAUGGAACAAACUGUUUAUGUCAACGCUCGGACUUUGGCCUGCGAAACCGAGUGAUUUUCUUUUCUCGGUAACUUUCGGCUACUUUUGCUACGAAAUGGUUCUCGAGUACAUAGAUUUGUUGUUAUUCAUCGAUGACUUGGAGCACGUGAUCUUGAAUCUUACGGAAAACGUAGCUUUUACCGAACUUCUCGUGAGAAUGAUAACGAUGCGCCUGUACAUACGCGAAUUUGGUCAGUUGAUUAGCAAAGCUACAAGAGAUAUCGAAGAGAACAAAUAUAACGACGAAGAAAGGAAAGUACUUAUCGCUUAUCACAAGAAGUCCAAAUUGUACAUGAAACUAUUGGUCAUUAACACUGGAAUUACAGCAACGUCUUACUACGCGAAACCGCUUUUGGAACAGUUUGGGGAAAUUGUAGAGUAUUUUGGGUCGCAGAAAAAUGAAAACACAACUUUUAUAUUUCUUCUCCCCUAUCGCUUCCACACUUUCUACGAACUGAACGAUGCAUCUACGUACUUUUGGACGUAUUUGUCCCAGUUGCCAUUCUUGUAUAUAAGCUGGAUGAGCCAAAGCGCCUCAGAUUGCCUCAUGGUCGCACUGGUAUACCACGUUUCUGGGCAGAUAGCUGUGCUUGCGACGCGCAUCACAAAUAUCGAUACCGAUCCUUCAAAGUGCACUAAACAAUUGCACGAUGUUGUCCGAUCCCAAGCGAGAUUACUUCGUAUGGGUAGAAUUAUUGAAAAAGCAUUCAGUGCAAUGUUGCUCAGUCAACUCAUGGGUGGAACGAUUCUCAUCUGUAUUCUUGGAUACCAAAUAUUGGCUUGUUUGGCUAACGGAGAAAGGGCCAUCUUGAUUUCACUUGUUUCGUACAUUAUUUUGGUACUACUGAUACUCUACGCAUAUUGUUCCAUCGCCGAAACCCUUAUAACUGAGAGUACGCGUCUUUGCGAGGCCUACUAUAACUGCAAAUGGUACGACAUGGUGGGAAAAAAUGCCAAAAUAAUAAUUUUUUGCAUGGCUCGAUCACAAAAACCGUUGCAGCUGACUGCUGGAAAAUUUUCUGUAUUCUGUCUUACGACCUUUACCAAUACUGUCAAAGCAUCCAUGGGGUAUUUAUCGGUACUAAGAACUGUAAUGUAAAGUUACUUAUUUCAUAAAUUAUUAGAUACUUUAAUUUCAAGCUGAACUAUUUUAUUUUUUUAAUUAACUUCAUUACUUAGCAUUUAUUUCUCUAGUCACAAAAUAGUUUUUGCUUGUCAAAUACAAUAGUGCUUGUAAGCAUCUAAGUGGUA